Messenger RNA from Emericellopsis atlantica, 1728 nucleotides. RefSeq names its product iron hydrogenase. Lineage: Eukaryota; Fungi; Ascomycota; Sordariomycetes; Hypocreales; Bionectriaceae. Gene Ontology annotation, biological process: iron-sulfur cluster assembly. Gene Ontology annotation, cellular component: cytosolic [4Fe-4S] assembly targeting complex. Gene Ontology annotation, molecular function: 4 iron, 4 sulfur cluster binding. The coding region runs from base 1 to 1728 and encodes 575 amino acids. The record is from RefSeq and is a predicted model, not a curated record. The transcript has a single exon.
AUGAGUGCCAUCUUAUCCGCAGACGACCUCAACGACUUCAUAUCGCCCGGUGUCGCCUGCAUCAAACCCGUCGAAACCCUGCCAACAGCCCCUCCCACUCAACCAUCGAACGAAACAGAAGUCAUCCUCGACGGCCAACAUCCCGCCGCGCCGCAGUCGAAUGCGCCUGCCGAAAUCUCCUUGACAGAUUGUCUUGCUUGUUCGGGGUGUGUCACAUCAGCAGAGGCCGUCCUGGUGAGCUUGCAAAGCCAUGCGGAGGUGUUGUCGUUGUUGGACUCGGCGCCAGCGCUGAAAGUGGCGGGGCCCGAUGCGAGCGGUAAUUAUGCUGUGGAAGGGUUGGAGGAUCCAGAUGCCAAGCUGUUCGUCGCGAGCGUGAGUCCGCAGUCGAGGGCGAGUUUGGCGGCCGCGUGCGGUGGCAAGUCUGAGAAGCAAGCGGGACACAUGCUCGAGCAACUGCUCAGUGGACCAGCAGGCCUGCCCAGUGGCGGCAAGUUCAACAACGGCUUCACCUGGGUGUUUGAUACCAACGUUGCGCGAGAAGCUAGUCUGGUGCUGGGUGCGGACGAGGUCCUCGAGACUUCGAGGCCUGGUGUCUCGGCUCCCUCCAAGCCCAUACUGGCCGCGUCCUGUCCGGGAUGGGUCUGCUAUGCCGAGAAAACACACCCCCACGUGCUGCCAAAUCUGUCAAGGGUCAAGUCCCCUCAAGCGCUGAUGGGUACACUGCUCAAGACGGUUCUGAGUCGCAAGCUUGGCAUCCCGCCAAGCCGAAUCUGGCAUCUGGCUGUCAUGCCAUGCUUCGAUAAAAAGCUGGAGGCCAGCCGAGAAGAGUUGACAGACGAAAUCUGGGAGGGUUCGGGCCAGCCUGGUCGAGGUGUGCGGGAUGUCGAUUGCGUGAUUACCAGCAAGGAGAUCUUGAUGCUCGCCCAGUCCAGGGAUACCGACUUCUUCGCGAUGCCUCCGACACCUGUACAGGCGGCAACACGCGAAGGGUUUCCCGACGGAAAGCUCAGGGACUUCUUGUUCCCUCGACGAACAGCGGGCAAUGCCCCUGAAUCGGCUGGCUCUUCGGGGGGGCUCCUGUACCACAUUCUUCAAACAAGAGCGGCGCAGAUACCAGGGUCCUCCAUCCAGAUGAACCGCGGCCGAAACACCGACGUUGUUGAAUACACCAUCACAGCCAACGGCGAGACCGUAUUCAAGGCAGCCCGAUAUUACGGGUUCCGAAACAUCCAGAAUCUGGUGCGAAGACUGAAGCCUGCCAAGCCCUCCCGUAUGCCUGGAGGGAAGCCAUUUGGCAGCGCACGACGACCAACUGGCAAGUCUUCUUCCCUCGAAUACGGAUACGUCGAGGUCAUGGCCUGCCCGGGGGGCUGUACCAACGGUGGCGGCCAGAUCAAGGUUGAAGAUCCCAUCGUUGUCGAGAGGAAGAACUUGUCGGGAAAGCCAGGUCCUCAAGCGCAGAAAGAGUGGUUGGCAGAGGUGGACGAGGCCUAUUUCUCCAGCGACGAGACUGACGCUGCAGGCGGCCAUGAUGCCGGAGAUGUCAUCGGGGGAAUAUCUCGCGCCUAUAUCCAUGAUACCCUGGCGCACUGGGCUGACGCCACCGGCAUAGGCCUCGACAAACUCGCCUACACGAGUUAUCGCGAAGUCAUCAGCGAUGUUGGUAAGGAUACCACCGACACAGAAAAGGUGGUCCAACUCGCGGGCAAGAUCGGCGGUGGCUGGUAG